Parus major (Great Tit) is the source of this 4203-nucleotide messenger RNA. It is a transcript of the gene FGD3, whose product is annotated as FYVE, RhoGEF and PH domain containing 3. Gene Ontology annotation, biological process: filopodium assembly; cytoskeleton organization. Gene Ontology annotation, cellular component: cytoplasm. NCBI's taxonomy places the organism in Eukaryota, Metazoa, Chordata, Aves, Passeriformes, Paridae. Gene Ontology annotation, molecular function: metal ion binding; guanyl-nucleotide exchange factor activity. The transcript is spliced from 19 exons. Bases 80 to 2674 code for a protein of 864 amino acids. The record is from RefSeq and is a predicted model, not a curated record.
GCCGGGCCGGGCCAGGGGCGCAUCCCGCCUCCGCCGCCUUCAGGGGCGCCGCGUCCCGCUGGCGGCGCCUCAUGGCGCGAUGCAGCUGCAGUGGGAGGGAGAGGAAACCCACCCCCCUCGCCCGGCGGCCGCCUUUGUAAGCGCCCGGCCCAGCUCGGCGCGCAGCGGCUCGGGGAGCGCCGGAGCGCGGCGGCGGGAGCAGAUGGAACCGGAGGGUUGCCCUUGUUCUCCUUUUCGAAUCAAGUGUCACAUUGACUCCAGUCCCGUGUUGGAAGCAUGUGGGGAACUGCAGCACCUCAGCUCAGCACAAUGUCUCCAUCAGGCUGGAAGGAAGCCCAAAACCAAAACUGCACUGGCCAAAAUGCAUCCUCUACAGAAACCCCAAGUACCUCCUAAACCUGUCCAUCUCAAACCUGGGCAGGAAAGAAUUCCUCCUGCACCAUCUCGGCCUUUGCCAGCUGAUCCCAAGUCAUCAAGGAGCUUAGCACCUGGAGAGGAAGAAAUACCAAUAUCAGCAGGAGUCAACACGCUCAUUGAGAAAUUUGAAAGUAUUAGGCAACCUGUACAUAUUCUUCAAAGAAACCAGCUAAAUUUAGCUCUUAAGAUGGAACCUGGCCUGGAUUCAUCCAAGCAGACGAGCUUGUGUGACUGUGACACAGCAGCUUCUGGUGGCUCUUCCACGAGUGACAAAACUGAAUUGGAUGAGGCCGAGCCCAAUGUAGCGUGCAGCACGGAUCUGACUAACACAGACAUCAUGAAAAUCAAAGAGCUGAGCAUAGGUGAUAACAAAAGCCGUGAAGACUGUACUACUGUGACUGUGAGCAAAGAGCCCCAAGAAGAGCUUGGCAAUAAAGACUCAAGUGCAGAACUGAAUGGGAGUGGUAAAAUUCCCAACAGAGACAGCGGCAUUGACAGUCCUUCUUGUAGUGUGGCUGGGGAAACGUUCCCCAGUGAAGAAGGGGCAGAGCAGAGGAAGCCCAGCAUGGCUGGGAACCCAGGAGAGGUGGAACCUGACAGAAAGGGCACCAAACCUUCCUCUGUAGAGCAGAAGAGAGACUCCAUGCAGGAUGAGGACAGUGACAUUGAUGAAGGAAGCAGUGAGGAGCAAGAGAUAGCAGAAGUGCCAAAGUUAGAGUAUUUGGAUGUAAACAAGUGUACAGAGCCCCAAAAGCUUUUCAACAUCGCCAAUGAGCUGCUCCACACGGAGGAAGCGUAUGUUAAAAGACUCCAUCUCUUGGACCAGGUUUUUUGCACUAAAUUGUCUGAAGCAGGGAUUUCAUCUGAUGUGAUAACAGGCAUCUUCUCAAAUAUUUCUUCCAUCUACUGUUUCCAUGGACAAUUUCUUCUUCCUGAGCUCAAAACAAGAAUUACACAAGAAUGGAGUGUCAACCCACGGCUGGGAGAUAUCCUGCAGAAACUUGCUCCUUUUCUGAAAAUGUAUGGAGAAUAUGUAAAGAACUUUGACAGGGCCAUGGACAUAGUGAACACGUGUAUGCAGCGGUCCUCUCCCUUCAAAGACGUUGUUCAGAAUAUACAGAAACAGGAGGUGUGUGGAAACCUGACUUUGCAGCAUCACAUGCUUGAACCAGUGCAAAGGAUUCCUCGUUAUGAGCUUCUCCUGAAGGACUACUUAAAGAAACUUCCAGAAGAAUCUCCAGACAGGAAAGAUGCUGAAAAGUCACUGGAGCUGAUAUCAACAGCAGCAAACCAUUCCAAUGCAGCCAUCCGGAAGAUGGAAAAGAUGCACAAGCUUUUGGAAGUCUAUGAGCGCCUGGGUGGUGAAGAGGAUAUUGUUAACCCAGCCAAUGAGCUCAUUAAAGAAGGACACAUUCAGAAACUUUCAGCAAAGAAUGGCACAGCACAGGAUAGGUAUUUAUUCCUGUUUAACAGCAUGGUGCUGUACUGUGUGCCAAAACUGAGGCUGAUCGGCCAGAAGUUCAGUGUCCGAGAGAAGAUGGACAUUGCAGGACUGCAGGUCCAAGAAAUUGCCAAGCAAAAUGUGGCCCAUACAUUUUCCAUAACAGGAAAAAAGAGAUCAUUGGAACUACAAGCCAGGACAGAAGAGGAGAAGAGGGAAUGGAUUCAUGUCAUUCAAGCCACAAUAGAAAAGCACAAACAGAACAGUGAGACCUUCAGAGCUUUCAAUAGCUCUUUUUCACAAGAGGAGGAGCAUCUUCCUGAUUCCUCUAUAGCCAGCACCAGCUCAGUGGAAUCAAUGCCAGGAGCAGAUGGUGGUGGUGCAUUAGGAGGGAGUGAUUCCUUUAGGAAAUCUUCCAAAUCCAAGCGAGACAAAGAGAAACAGUCUUGUAAGAGCUGCAGUGAGAGCUUUAACUCCAUCACCAAGAGGCGGCACCACUGUAAGCAGUGUGGGGCAGUGAUCUGUGCAAAAUGCUCUGAGUUUAAGGCACUUGCAGAUAACAGCCGCCACAAUCGAGUGUGUAAAGAGUGUUUCCUGCAGCUCCCAGCAAGCCCCUGCAGCCCUGGGGUGGAAGCAGUUGGGGAACAGAAGAAAAGAUUAGCUGCAGAGAAGCAAAGCAUCCUUGCAGCUGAAAACAGCCUCUUCAGCAGCUACCUCCAGUUCCUUGAGAAAGGGAAGACUUGGUACAAAGUGUGGGUGACCAUCCCCAGGAAUGAGCCUCUUGUUCUGUAUCUGCAAGGCAGCAGCCAGUCCUAGGGAAAAAGACCCCAACCACCAGUGUCACCACAACCUUCCUCAGAAACAACGUGUGUCAUCUAAGAGUUGGCAGGCUGAGAAGCUGAGAGCACCCCUUACACAGUAUGAUUGAGAAUUUCUCCUACUACCCAACUGAUUGUUGCAGUACAGCACCAAUAAUAAUCCAUGGACAUGAAUCACCUGUGUUCAGUGCAAACUCAAUGAUGUUUGAUUUUGCAGGCCCCACCUGACAGUCAUGCAAAGCCACAGAUGGAAGCUGGAGGAGCUCCUCUGCUUCAGUUGCUGUGUACUUUGUCCAUGUCCUGCCAAACUGGAUCUUGAGCCUCUGGUGAUAUUAUUAGUGAGAUCCUAUUCUGUUAGGGGAAAAGGCUGCCUUUGGCACUGAUAGUCAAUUCUGUGACAGUUAAAUUUACUGGUUAGUGUCCUCAGCUAUUUCAGGGGUGAGAUAAAUCUCUCAAUAAAGUGUCAAAAAGCAAAAGGACAAGGUUAUUUAUCUUACAUUCCAAAACCAGGAUUUACUGUCUGGAAUGAGACUACAAACAACAACAGUUACUCCUUUUUUCAAGGGCUUGCCAUUCUCAUUUGUAUACUUCAAUUUGCAUCCAACUUUUUGCAGAACAAAAAUUAGGAAAAAAGUCCUAAUUAGUAUUUCUUAAUAUUAAUCCAACAUUCUUGUUAAUUCUGGUUUACAUAGGAUACACUACAAUUCUGAAGAAAAUCUCUUCCAGAGCUUCAUUAUUGGUGUCUGAAUGUCUGGAAUCAGUUGGGAGCCACUCAUGUGCUUAAAUAUUCUUUAUUCUUUCCCCAGGCAUAGCUCUGUUUUGCACAGCCACCUCUGUAGAUGUCACAGACCUCUUUAAACCUGCAAAGGAGCAUUGCAGUGCCUGAGAUAUGUCUUUUGGGAAUAAUAUUGCCAACAACAGUAUUAAAGGUCUUGAAACAGAGUAAAGUAGAAGUUUGAAAGUUGGGGGAUUAUUGUAAAGAGGAACAGAAAGAAUUGCUGCCUCUUGUGGGGAAAGAGCAAACCAAGCUGAAUCUGGAGCUUUGGAUACAGUGAAAGCUUCUUGAUCUGCACCCCUGGUCCUCAUGCCAGAGAAGGGAUGCUACUGCAGGUAGAAACAUGACUCACAGACUUAAAAUAGCAAGAAAUCUGCUCUUCUGCUUUAGAAUGAAUUAAUCCCCUGAGUGUUCACAGUUCAAGUCUUGUAUGAGGCUUUACAGAUGAGGAUUCCCAGCUUGUUUAGGUUUGGGAAUCAUACCAGUCUGAUUUGUCCUCAAAUGGAGUCACAAUUUGUACAGCUGUUUUCAUGUUUAUCUCAGUGAAAUUGAAGGAGUUUACUUAGAAAGCAAAGACCACUUCAAGUGUAAGGAGCAGCAGCUUUAAGAUAAAUUAGUUUUUUCCAGGGCUCCACCUGGACCUUCUGCCCUUGUUGGCCUUGUAAAAUGCAUAGCUACUUGCAAAGCUCUGACAUGAACUUACCUGAGAUGUGCAAAGUUAAGGCUUCCAAGCUAGCUGGAAAAGUAAUGGA